AGGUGACCUAAUUUCGUCACGUGACCAUCAAUGCUUGAUGCACGAUGGGAAGGGUGUUUUCCCGCCACCGUCGGUGUAUUUAAGAGUCGACAUAAAUCCCAAGAAUUCUCACCUUACCAGUUCUUAACAGUUAAGGAAGACAUCAAAAGUACGCCUGGUAUUGAGGUAAGCUUGUUGUCUGCAGCCAGCAGCAGACGAACAAGAAGCGAUGUCUUCGCACAAGCGAGACCAGUCUGUGACGCGAAAAACGGCCCCAAAAUCCGAUUUCACGGUAGUGAAAGAACAAGCAAGUUCCUCUUCAGCAGCCGCUGCCAUGACCCAGAAGUCAGGACACCAGGAGCCAGCGAAGGGGAAGACUCAUGAGAGAGAAGCUAAGACCAAAGCCUCUAUCAAAGAGGCAGCAGCCCGCAGAAGGCAGAACAAGGGAGAGGCGGAGGGCGUGACCUUAGACCAGCUCAGGAAGAUGUCCGAGUUCUCGCUGGUCAAGCGCUUUGCCCAGUUUGUCCAGGAGGUGUCCUGUCGCACCAACACCGUGCGGCACGUCUACUCCUGCCAGCUGAUCCCGUCGCGGUGCCAGGCGGCGUUCGAGGACGCCGGCACCAACGACGGGCGGGAUCAGAUCAAGAGGCAUUUACUGAGUCACGUUGGUGAACUGUUGCAGGAGUGUGCUAGUGAACCAGAAAAAGUGAAGAAGAUGACUUUUCAUCCAGUUGGAAGUUCCACCUACAAGAAGAAAAAAGCUGAUGAUGCAUCUCUUGAGACAGAUGAGAGUUACGUUCCCACAGCUAAGAGAACAAGAUCAGGCACAGCGUUGGCCCGGCGACAGUCUGCUGACAUCAUCAAGCCUGAAGCUACCACAACUGAUGGAACAGUGGAGGUCGAGCACAGUACAUGCAUGGUCCCAGUCACGACUGUGGUGGACAACCUGGCGCUGCCCGACCCCCAGCUCCUGAACCACUCCAGCUUCACCAUGAUCAAAACAACUCAGGACUCGGAGGAAAUCCUGCUGGUUCCCAAGGGGCAGCUCAUCCCCCUGUCUCCCCUCAUCAAACAGGACGAUCCCAACGUUUCUGCAGAAGGAAAGUCUCCACAGAAACAUGUUCCCAACAUCCUGAGGAGAAACCGCAAACAAACAUUCAACAACAUUCUGACCGAUGGGGAGAUCCCCACCUCCAACAUCAUCGAACAAGGCAGUUCACAACCACAGACCCCUCCUCACUCUCAGGAGAGACCUGCCAAGAGGUCGCCUGUCAAGUCUCCAUCCAAGCGGGCAGCUAAGAUCCUGGAGAGCAUGGCCAACCGAGGGAGCAUGACCACCCGGUCCAGCAAGCUGCAGCCUCACCACGAUCACAACUACACCAGCCCGUCCGGGGCGGCGUCGAACCAGACCACCACCACCACAACGGCACCGACGACGUUGGACGGCAAUGCCAACCUGAAGCUGCUGUCUCAGCUUGCUGUCCAGCAGAGCGCUGAAGUGAAUGGAGAAGGUGAACAGGAAGAGGAAGAGGAGGAUGGGUCUGAUACAGAGGAGGAGGAGGAGGAAGAAGAUGUUAAGCCGAACCCUUAUCUGUACGGAGUCAUCCUGGAGGGCGACGCUCUGGUGGGGAAGCAGCCGUCGCCACGGAAACCGGGAGCCAGAGGUCAGCUGAAGAAGGGUGUGAAGAAGAUGCCCGUCUCCAAGGCAAAGCUGGCAGAUAACCAGGAGGCAGGAGAGGAUCCGGAGCAGAAGAAAACGAGGCAAAAGGCUCUGGACUUGUUGAAUCAACUUAAGAGGAAGAAGUUGCCCCGCCCGGAGGAUGUGUAUGUGCCCUUCAUUUGUGACAUCUGCGGGAAGCAUUAUACAGCCUCGGCCACCCUCAUCAGCCACCUCAGGAGCCACGCAGGUAUCAAGCCCUACAGUUGUAAACUUUGCAAGGCCACGUUUACCCGGCUGCAUAGUUUGAAUUACCACAUGAUGAUGCACAACAACCAGAGUCGCUUCACCUGUGAACACUGUGGUCGCAAGUUUCGCCACCCCAGCCACUUCAAGGAACAUUUGCGCCGACACACCGGCGAGUCCCCGUUCGCCUGCUGCGACUGUCCGCGCAGAUUCAAGACCAGGAACACCUACAAGAGACACCUGAGGUCCAAGCACGGCAAGAUCCUCACAGUCAGCGGGAUCAUUCCUAUGAGAGUGGAUGUCGCAUAGGGCAACUGUUCUUCAGGUCAAAGGCAUAGACAAAGUAUCAUUCUUCAGGUAGCUGAUUGAAAGACAUGGUCUUCAUUGUCCUGGGAUUUUUCUAUCAACAAUACAUGACUGCCCUAAAAGAUGAAACAACUUGAAUGAUAACUUAUAAAGUUUUUUUGGGGGGGGGGGCAGUUUUAUAUGUAAAGCAAUGAAAGCAUAAUUGAAAUUACAAGCUGUGCAAUGUGUCACCAGGAUACCUGAAAUAUAUGAGACUGGCUUAAAGCAAAUCUGGGGUUAGACAAGUCCAAUAGUCUGAGUAAAAAAGUAAAAAGUUUGUUCGGGCAAGUAAAUCUUUUAUGUUCUUGCCUGAUAGGACAAGUGAAUUUUAGAAAACUUGUCCUACCCUGAAAUCUACUGACAGGCACAAUAGAUCUCAUCAAGUUGUGCAUACUGUACAUGGACAAGAUUUCACUGAUGUGAAAAUGUUAAAGUAUUGUCUAUUGAGUGUUGUGGUGUCUCUUGGCAUGCUAUUUCCUCAUGGAAGUUUCCCUGUAGCAGGUCAGUAUCAUCAUCAUGGAUGCCAAAAGCUUGAGUCCCUUUGCACAUGUAAUUGGUUCAUGUUCCUUGUAGGUCCUACAGAUCAGGUAUUUUGCAAAGGACUUUGAACUUUUGAAAUCUCCCAGUUUUAGAUGCACCAGUAGAUAAGACUCACCAGUACUCAUCUAAUAGGCUAUGAUCUGACGUAAAGAAAGUAUUCAAUAGACUGCAGUCCGUUCAUGAAAAGACGAUCUGCAAGCAGAGAAUAUAACCAGAUGAUGGCAGGGAUAAUCUGAUCUUUGUGUAUGGAGAAGUAAUGGCUGAGAAGUAAUUGCUAAAUUAACCUCAUGUACCUUCAAGGUGUUAUGUAGGCUAGUCAGAAGAACGUUAGACUGAGAACUUUAAGAACAGUAAGAAGUAAUCAAAAUGAGUUAUGAUUUAUCAUGUCAAAAAAAACAUGGCAAUAAGACAAACAUAUUUUUGAGGAACAAACUAUUUUUAUACUGAAAGUGAUGCAGAGCAAGGAGGGAGUUGUGAAGAUUAGGCAGCUAAAAGGGACGAGUCUAUUACAGAGAAAUGAUACUGUAAUAAUAGUGGCGUGGUCUGUUUCUUGACAUGCUAAGAAUUUGGAAGUGGCACUUGUAGACAGUGCACAAACGAUGGUAAUGUGGUUGGUGUACAGGGCGAUCAAUGUGAAUUUAGAUUCAAACAUUAUGAGAUUGAGGAUUGCAAAUGUUUAUCAUAAACAACUGAACCAUGUAAAUAUUUACAUUGUGUGUGAUGUUAGUAGACAGUUGUACAUAGGCAUGAAAGUAUAUAGCUAUAUCGUGAAAAAUUCUGUGUUGAUUGUUUGCAUGGAUAAAUUAAUGCCAACAGUGUAAUGCUGUGUUUGUAGGUUCAUUCUGUAUAAUUCAGUAUCAUUCUUUUGCACAUGGAGAUGUGAUCUACAGCAGAUGUAGACCGUUAUAAAACUUUGACAUGGACCAAACUGUCUUCAUUGGAAGGCAUUUUUUAAGGACAUUGUCUUAUGCUGUAGGUUUACAUUUAGAAAUAUUUAUGGAAGUUCUGUUGAAGAAAGAAUUGCGUUGCAAGGUGAAGAAAAAGCCCACAAGACAACAUCAAUACAUGACUGCAAUGUAAUUUUAUAUUAUUAUUAGUUAUCUCCAAAAAAGCAUGCUUUUCCUCGUGUACUGGAACACUAUUCAGUGUGAAACAUUGUCUGAUGCCUUGGUCUUCUAGGUCCUAGUAACACUUAAGUAUGAAAUAAAUAAAAAAUGCUCUUUUGUUUUAACACUAAGAGAAGUAUGAAAUGCAAAACGGGACCUAGCAGGCAAGACUCACAUUUCAGGUAUAAAUUUAUACACAGUAAUACUUGAAGUUGGAACGAUUUUAUCUAGAUGUACAUAGUUUUUGUGACAUUCAAUUUCCUUAGCUUGGAUUAUUGUAAGUAGACUGCUGAAGGCAUGUCAUAUCAGCCCUGUAGAGUUGGCGCAAGAUAUAAAUUGACAGUCAUUUAAAAUGACA
Messenger RNA from Branchiostoma floridae (Florida lancelet), 4231 nucleotides. RefSeq names its product transcriptional regulator CRZ1-like. The record is from RefSeq and is a predicted model, not a curated record. The transcript has 11 exons. NCBI's taxonomy places the organism in Eukaryota, Metazoa, Chordata, Leptocardii, Amphioxiformes, Branchiostomatidae. Gene Ontology annotation, biological process: regulation of transcription by RNA polymerase II. Gene Ontology annotation, molecular function: RNA polymerase II cis-regulatory region sequence-specific DNA binding; DNA-binding transcription factor activity. Bases 209 to 2191 code for a protein of 660 amino acids.